Gaeumannomyces tritici R3-111a-1 is the source of this 637-nucleotide messenger RNA. RefSeq lists its product as hypothetical. The transcript has 3 exons. The record is from RefSeq and is a predicted model, not a curated record. Lineage: Eukaryota; Fungi; Ascomycota; Sordariomycetes; Magnaporthales; Magnaporthaceae. Bases 1 to 264 code for a protein of 87 amino acids.
AUGGCCGGAAAAAAGGCUUUGUUGUUGCACGAAAAGGAAGCUAUUUGGGCAAAGCGUUCCUGGCGUUCUAUCGCGGUUUUUUGGUCCCCACAACAAAGAAAGCCCACAGCAACAGAAGACUUUAUCCUUAUCGACGAGCCUUAUGGCACCCACGUGCGACCUCCCUUCGACUCCAGCGAAGCCAUUUGCGACCCGUUAGCGGGGUUCCCUACCCCCGAGCCCUGUAACGCACGUGCCGAAGGUUUGAGCAAAAGGCCCCUUUAGGGCACGUGCAGCCUGUGGACGCACAGGUUAUAGGGCAAGCAAAAAAAUAAGGACCUCGGGCCAAAAUAAAUCCGACCGGCUAUCGGAAUAGUAGCGCCGGGGUUGCGGCGAGGGAUAAAGGUACCGAUAGCGACGAAAGCAACUCCGAUAACAAAGUCGGCCGAUAAAAUGAUGGCACCAAUUAAAGAAAAAGGAAAGGACCGCCUUCGAGGGGGCGCGCCUGGCCCGGAAAACAAAGGGAACACGCCCUGGCUGGAAAAGACCCGGAUCGUAGUGUGCUACCUGGGAUCGUAGCGCGUGGGUUGUGGCGCGCCUCCUAUGCACGCUCGUGUUCGUGCCUUUCUAAUUACUAAUGUGACUCUAUGUGCAGGAU